This is a messenger RNA of Drosophila guanche, 2322 nucleotides long. RefSeq names its product two pore potassium channel protein sup-9 (gene Task6). NCBI's taxonomy places the organism in Eukaryota, Metazoa, Arthropoda, Insecta, Diptera, Drosophilidae. Gene Ontology annotation, molecular function: potassium ion leak channel activity. Gene Ontology annotation, cellular component: membrane. The transcript is spliced from 9 exons. The record is from RefSeq and is a predicted model, not a curated record. The coding region runs from base 1069 to 2292 and encodes 407 amino acids. Gene Ontology annotation, biological process: stabilization of membrane potential; potassium ion transmembrane transport.
CGCCGUAGCAGAGCAGUACUCAAACUCAGCUAAAGUCGCGUGCAUUGCGAACGGAACGCAACCGAAACUGUGCGUGCCAAGGAACAAAUUGAGCUGUAGUGAAAAAAUUACCAGGCGGAAAAUUUUACUAAUUUUCGAGUGAUAAAUAAGAGGAUCUCGGUAACGAAGAUAUUCCCGAAAAUUGGCAAUUACGCUGUCUAAUUUGUCGAGGCAUUGAGAAUAUGUCCAGAAGCCCCUCUCCGUCUGUACCCCGGUUGAAGGCAAGUGCGGCGUAAGUGAAGCCGAAGGACACUGCAAAAGCCCCGCCAACGAGAUGCCACCGCUGUGCAUGCGACAUACCGUCAGAAGCAGCAGCAGCAUCAACAGCAGCAUCCUUGAAAGCUUUGCGUCCUCUGCCAGAAGGAAGACCACCACAACUGAGGGGCAGGAGGUAGUUGCACUUGCAGUCGCAGUCGCAGCAUGGAAUGCAUCAAAGGUGGCAGAAGUAUAAAUAACACAAGGACAUGGACGGCGCAACGAACGCGACGAGGACAAAGGCCCACGGCAACGGUGAAAGCACCACCAGCAUCCAUUGCGAGCUGUGACCGUGCAGCCACUAGGCCACUAGGUUCCCAUUGCGGCUAAAUGACUAGAUUCAGAUUCAUAGUCGAGAGACAUUAUUUGUAAUGCAAUCAGGACAAGGAGGAAAGUGCUAAGUGAAUUGUGCCGUGCCCAAAAACUUAAGUGCCAGUGCCGCAAAGGCGGCAGCGACUAACCGUUACGUGGCAGAGAGCGCGAGCGGCAGGAGAAGAGAGGAGAGAGCCAAGUGAGAGUGCAAGAGAGGUGUCAGUCGUGUUGUUGGCGCUUAACCCAAUUUAAAAAGUUUGUCCUUUGAACGAACAAGCGAGCCCCUGACAGUACCAGCGGACAGUGCGAGUGGCACAUAUGGAAGGCAGCGGCCGGACAAGUUGCAGGUGCAGCCAGAACUCCAGCAGCCGCAGCAGCAGCAGUAAGCAGCUAUACCGCAAGCGGAGGCGCCGCCAGUGAAUGCCACAUUGCCAAUACAAAUAACCCUCGCCUAAAUGAAGAAUGAAGAAACAAAAUGUGCGCACGAUAUCCUUGAUCGUGUGUACAUUUACGUAUCUGCUAGUCGGAGCCGCUGUCUUUGACGCACUUGAAUCGGAAACGGAGAAGCGUCGCUGGGAGGCGCUGCAAGAUGCCGAGGACAUGAUAAUACGCAAGUACAGCAUUUCGCCGGAAGACUUUAAAGUCAUGGAGACGGUGGUGCUCAAAUCGGAAUCGCACAAGGCCGGCCAGCAAUGGAAGUUCACCGGCGCCUUCUAUUAUGCAACCACAGUGCUAACUACCAUAGGCUAUGGACAUUCAACACCCAGCACUGUGGGCGGGAAGCUCUUCACCAUGUGCUAUGCCAUUGUGGGUAUUCCCCUGGGUCUCGUUAUGUUCCAGAGCAUCGGAGAAAGAGUGAAUAGACUGAGCAGCUAUGUUAUCCAAGCAGUUCGCACAUCGCUGCGUUGCAAACGAACUGUCGCCUCGGAGGUGGACCUCAUAUGCGUUGUGACGACGCUUAGUUCGCUGACGAUAGCGGGCGGUGCUGCAGCCUUUUCAAAAUUUGAAGGCUGGAGCUACUUUGAUUCAGUAUAUUACUGUUUUAUUACUUUAACUACAAUAGGCUUUGGCGAUAUGGUAGCCCUACAGAGGGACAACGCACUGAAUAGAAAGCCAGAGUACGUGAUGUUUGCAUUGAUAUUUAUACUAUUUGGGCUGGCAAUCGUGGCCGCAUCGCUGAACUUGUUAGUGCUUAGGUUUGUUACAAUGAACACCGAGGAUGAGCGACGUGACGAGGCGCAGGCCAUGCAGGCACUGCAAGUGGCUGUCAAGCUGGAGGGCGAUGUGAUAACAUCCAACGGGUCCAUACUGAGCGGCUACGAGGGACACGACGGCCAAUCGCUGAACGGAUCAAGUGCGUCAUCCAUGUGCUCGUGCCAUUGUGUGUGUCUUAAUAGAAACCGACAUAAAAAGAGUAACCACUUAGGCAGAAACAAUGAUACAGAAAAUCAGUACAGGCUACAGCGAUCGCCCACACACAUAAGGCAUCUUCUGCCCGAGGUUGUUCCCAUGCAGGAUUUAAACUACGACUACGAUACACAAAGUGUGCACUCAAUGCCGGAUCGCGGUGUCAUGGAUAGCAACUACAUGGGCGUCGACAUGGUGGACACUGCGAGCAGCGGUUCCCCCUUGCGGCCACAGCAAUUGCUCAAGCGCAAUGUCUCACUUCUAUCUUUUCGCAUCUAGGAGGAGUACGAGGUGAUCCAGUGGCAGCCA